AUGGCUCCUCACCUUACUUGCAUUUGUAGCUCCCUCAAUGAGUCGGAUCAAGUCGUUACAUCUCCUAAUACUAUGAAUCAUGAAAUGGACACUUCCGAUUGCGAGUUCUUGUGUAAAUGCUAUUCUGAUGGCUCGAUCUUCAUUGAAAAUUUUAAGAGAGAGCUGGUUCCAAUCAACCAGGCGGUCAACCAACCCUUUUCCAAACCAAGCUGUGUUUGUGCUUCUUUUUGUUCCUCUGGUGGAAAAAGGUUUUUAUUUGUUGGAAGAAGUGAUAAUGUUGUAACAACUUACAUCCAAUGCUCUCUUGAUGGGAGAGAGCGUUUUUUUGAAUCGCAAAGCAGAGCCUUAAACUGUGUUUCGCCAAUAACUUGCAUGACGAUGACCUCCGUGCAUUCAUCCAAUAAUAAUUCAAAUAAUGAAUGUUCCAUGAUGAUGGUAAUCGGGCUAUAUUCAGGACAUGUCCUUUUGUAUCAUAUCCUCUAUGACUCCAUUGGUAUUCUUCAAUGGAAACAAUUCGAUUACUUCAACGAAAAGGCUUCCUCAGUGGUUCUCCUUCGUGUUCUUCCAUGUCAGGAGUCCUAUGAACAUGAACGAGCAUUAUAUUGCCGUUCUUUUUUCUUAUUUUCUCAGCGUUCUAAUGGAGUGUUAGAAGUUUCUGAGAUGAAAGUCGAAUCUCGUCAAUUGCCAGUUGGAAACAACUCUUUUCUUUCAGGUGUGAAUGUUUCAGUUCAUAAUCGUCAAAUGAUCAAUGCAAGCAAAACCUGCCCUUGUAGUAUCGCAUGUACAAAACUUGUAUACCCUUCACUGAUUUGUGUACUAAUUGGAGGAGAGAGCAGCUUAUCCUUGAUUUACUCGAAGGACGAAUUUAGAACAUUCAAGACCAUUCCUAUUCAAGUUCCUUCAGGAUGUGUGAUUUGCUGUACCUUAGCAGUGAGACAUGAAAAAGAGGAUGGAGCUUUGUUAACUCUUCUCUGCGGAGAUCAAUUUGGUCAAUUGUACAGAAUUAAGAUAGUGAAAGAGUCAUUUGAAGUUGUUGCCAAGCUGUUGGAGUUUAAAAGCUCCAGCUUCCUGUCUCCCUCCCUAAGUUCCAUGACCAUGCACUGUGUAUUGGUUAAAAAGAACGGACGACACAAGAUCCUAUUUCAUGACCGAUCUGGCAAAUGUUUAGAAUUUUAA
Molecule: messenger RNA, 1176 nt
Organism: Naegleria fowleri
Lineage: Eukaryota; Heterolobosea; Eutetramitea; Acrasida; Naegleriidae
Exons: 1
Coding region: 1-1176 (391 amino acids)
Source: RefSeq, a predicted model, not a curated record